Messenger RNA from Metarhizium brunneum ARSEF 3297, 573 nucleotides. NCBI's taxonomy places the organism in Eukaryota, Fungi, Ascomycota, Sordariomycetes, Hypocreales, Clavicipitaceae. The record is from RefSeq and is a predicted model, not a curated record.
AUGUGGGCGCACGCCGAGUCAAAGCUUCACUACAAUGCCGACCAGCCUUUGGAGGAUCAGGUGCGCGAGUCGAUCGAGCAAUCCUUCCAGAACCUUAAAAUCGACUACAUCGACGCACUUCUUCUACAUGUGCCGUUCGAGGAUGAACAGGAUGACACGGUCGCCUGGCAUGUCAUGGAGAGCUUCGUCCCGUUGCGGGUUGGCGUGUUGGGCGUAUCCAACUCUAGUCGUGCUGCUCUCGAGAAGCUUUACGCAGCUGCCACCGUCAAGCCAGAAAUUUACCUGGACAAGACGGGCAUCGUCUACCAAGCAUUCAGUCUGCUGCAGGCCAACCAAGAGAUUCGCAGCUCGGAGCUGGUGGCUCGUGUCGCUGAGCGCUUCUACACCAAGAGGGAGAUUGCUUUCUGCAUGCUAGUCCUGGGCUUAGGCAAGGUGUCUAUUGUGAAUGGAACCACGAGCGAGGCGCGGGAGAUGGACCUGGCCAGGAUUGCAGAGCUUCUGGGAGGCCAACAGGCCAUGGCCGACCUCACAGAGCACUUGGCAGAAAUUAAGCAGCUUCUACGCACCAAGUAA